Monomorium pharaonis (pharaoh ant) is the source of this 3052-nucleotide messenger RNA. RefSeq names its product odorant receptor 67c. Gene Ontology annotation, cellular component: plasma membrane. Bases 912 to 2096 code for a protein of 394 amino acids. The record is from RefSeq and is a predicted model, not a curated record. NCBI's taxonomy places the organism in Eukaryota, Metazoa, Arthropoda, Insecta, Hymenoptera, Formicidae. Gene Ontology annotation, biological process: sensory perception of smell; detection of chemical stimulus involved in sensory perception of smell. Gene Ontology annotation, molecular function: olfactory receptor activity; odorant binding. The transcript is spliced from 8 exons.
AUAUGAAAAUCCAAAUAAUUUUUUCAAGGUUGUUAUUUUUAUUAUUUUAAAUUAUCUAAUGUUAAAAUUCCUUUUCUUUAGUAUUAUAAGAAGUGAUAAUUAAUGAAUCAUCUUUACACAAUAACAAUCAAAUGUUUGUACUGAGUAUGUCAUAAAUGUAUUGUUUAAUCAAUCUUUUAAGAUACAAUUUUUUAUUUGUUCUAAAUAUAUAAAAUACAUAAAAGAGUACCUUCUGGGAAAAUGCCACUAAAACACACAGCACACAGAAUUCUUGACAUAAAAAAUAUCGAGAAGACUAGACCAGUGUGAUACUGUAAUUCUUAACGUCAGUGUCGAGAUCGUUAUACUGUCGCUGCGCACAUAUUAUAUGUAUCAAAAAAGCUAUGCAAUGACAGUAUAAUGUAUAAAUACAUCUCGCUUAAUGGUUAUUAAUUCACUUGCAUUUAUUUUAAUAAUCUAAUCUAAUAAUAUACUUUUAUGCUUCACAUUUGUCUUAAAGACUUCGAUAAAAACGAAUAAAAUUUUACAAAUUUAUUUUAGAAAGUAAAGACUAUAAAGGCUAUAAUACAGAUGUAUGUGCAUAGUUCAUUAUGCACUACAGUUAUAAGCAACAAAGAGAAUUAUAGAAACAUGGGAAUAAAAUUGAUGCAUGUAGAGAAGUUUUUUUUAUCACAUCCACCUGUUAUAAGAAUUUUUUAUUCGUGUAACGAUAAUGCUGGAAACUUAACGGAAAUUUAAAAAAAAAGUGGAAGCAGAAUUUUAAAUAUACUUGCAAGUUGACCGUUCGAUACUCACGAGAGGUAAUAUUGAAAGAAAUAUGAAGAAAUUUGAUGCACAAGAGGUAACAUUGAGCGCUAAAAAAAAAACAAAUGUCAGUCUUUAGACAUCAUUGAAUAUAAAAAGUUCGAAAUAUGACGGAUACGAAGGAAGAUUUUGAAUGGGCCGUGAAAUUAAACCGUUUUACUUUAAAUUUUAUUGGACUUUGGCCUAAUAUAGCACAAAAUCCUCGGCAGAAGUUAAUGUGCAAUUUUCGAGUAUUGGUAACUUUGAUGGGAUUAAUAAGCCUUCUUAUUCCCUCGAUACAUUCCUUGAUAAAAAUUUUCGGAAAUAGUUUGCUAAUGUUAGAUAAUUUACAAUUUACUUUACCAGUCAUAAGCUGCUUGAUUAGAAUAGUAAUUCUAUGGUGGAAAAAAGAAGCUAUUAUACCAAUUAUGAAUAUGAUAACGAAGGAUUGGAUAAAACUAAAAAGUAAUUCAGAGAGACGUUUGAUGAUCCGAAGAGCACAUAGUGCACGUAUAAUUAUUAUUUGCUCUUACUGCAUAAUGGGAUUAGGUUGCUUCUUUGUUGCAAUACUGCCCAUUUUUGGAGUAACAAUGAGACUAACUCCGAAUAUUACUGAUCCUGGAAAACCAAUGCCUCUACAAACAUAUUAUAUUUACGAUAUAACAAAAAGGCCACAAUAUGAAUUGACACUUAUUAGUCAAAUCAUUUACGUAGCUAUUGCCAUGAUGGCUUAUACUGGCAUAGACAAUUUUCUCAGUCUCGUAGUUUUUCAUAUAUGCGGUCAAUUAGACAUUCUCAAAAAUCGUUUACAGCAAUUGGAUAAAUAUAUAAAUUACCACGAAAUGCUAAAGUGCUGCGUAGCAAAACAUAUUCGUUUGCUUAGAGCUAUUGAUAUCAUUGAAGAUACAUAUAAUAUAAUACUUUUUUCCUUAUUUAUAUAUUUUGCGAUACUUUUCGCUUUCUAUGGGUUUCGAAUGAUUACUCUAUUCGAUGAAGGAAAUGAUAUGUCGUUUGCUCAUUUAUUAUACUUUGUUUCCACCGUUUUCAAUAUAUUUGGACAUAUGUGCAUAUAUUGCAUUCUUGGUGAAAUGUUGAUGGCCCAGUGUAAUAAAAUAUAUUACGCGGCAUAUAGCAAUAAGUGGUAUACCCUAAACACAAAAACUGUAGAUGAUUUAUUUUUUAUGAUGACAAGAGGUUCUAAACCAAUCUAUCUCACCGUUGGAAAAGUGUCUCCUGUUACAAUGGCCACAUUUUGCAGUUUAGUAAAAACGUCUGUUGGUUAUAUAUCCGUUUUGCACACAACAAGAAAUUAAUAGAAAAAAAUAUGCCAAAAAUCUUAUUAAGUUGAAGAAAGAUACCAAUAUUGGCAUAAGCUCUUAAUAAAGCGGUCUCAUCUUACUUCUCGGAAACUAAAACUUGUACUGCAUAAUUAUAAUAUAAUUUAUCUAGAUAAUUAAACUAAGAAAAAUAAUUCAUAACAUUCAUGGUUUUCUUCUAUAUAAAAUUUGCUAAAGAUAAAAUAUUCAAAAGUAAAAAAAAAUUUGCAAGAUUUUUCUCUUGCAAAUUGCAUAGUUUAAUAUAUGCAUAGUUUUAUACUAUACAUACAUAUACAUUUAUAUACAAUAUCCUUUCAAGUAUAAAUUUUUUUUAGAAUUGAGAAUGCAAACAAGUAUAUCAAAGAUUACAAUUGCUAUCGAUGAAAUUACCAGACUUGUGAUCUUUUCUCACAAAGAAAUAUACACACAACAAUGAUUUUAUAUUUUACAUUUUAAACUAUGAAGAAAAUGGAAACAAAAUUACUUUUAAUAACUUACAAAAAAAAUCCAAUAUUAUCAAAAACACACAUACUAUAUAGGUAAAAUUAUAUAAUUUAAGGAAGAUAAUCGUACAAAUUUUAUCCUUGCUUUUGAAAAUUUUGUUUUUAACCAAUUUUAUAUAGAAAAAAGCGAUAGAUGUAUGAAGUAUAAGUUUUUUGUUUAAGCACAUCAUGUUUUUAUUAGUAUAAAUACAGCAUAAUGUUUAAUUUCCCCCCAAAAAAGAUGUCGUAAAAUCCUAUGUCAAUAUUAACCACCUUUCUCUAGUAAUUUCUCAAUUAUACAUACAUAUAAGUAAUUUUAUAUAUAUACAUUAAGAAAUAUGUUUUCAAUUAGUAAAAACGUCCUAUAUAUCCGUUUUGCACACAACAAGAAAUUGAUAGAUUGAUUUGACGUUAGAUUAUGAUCUCUAUAUUUGUCAACGUAAUAAUUCGUCAUUUCUAAUAAUAUUAAAU